Echinococcus granulosus is the source of this 1176-nucleotide messenger RNA. RefSeq names its product FMRFamide receptor. The record is from RefSeq and is a predicted model, not a curated record. The coding region runs from base 1 to 1176 and encodes 391 amino acids. Gene Ontology annotation, molecular function: G protein-coupled receptor activity. The transcript has a single exon. Lineage: Eukaryota; Metazoa; Platyhelminthes; Cestoda; Cyclophyllidea; Taeniidae. Gene Ontology annotation, cellular component: membrane. Gene Ontology annotation, biological process: G protein-coupled receptor signaling pathway.
AUGUCGGCACAUAAUAACUCCACAUUUAGCGACCGGGGGAUCAACUACGCACAUUGGCUCAUUUUUGGACCCCUCUCAUGCCCCAUAGCCAUAUUGGGCUUCAUUGGAAACUACCUCACUCUCCAGACUUUACAUCAACCUCAGCUUUCUUGCAUUAAUUCCAGCGUCUUUCUUAAAUUUCUCACUAUUGCAGAUGCGGCUACAAUUUUCUUCUACUUCAUCAGCUUUAUCAUUCCCGUGUUGGCCUCAGAGGGCGUGGUAAAUUGGAUGGAUAAUUCAGGCUAUUACCAUGCCAUCUACCCUCUCGCUUUGACCGCUCAAACUUGUGCUGUGUAUACAGUCGUUCUCUUCUCCAUUGUUCGCUACGUAAAUAUAUGCCAUCCGUUCGGUCUGCACGCUUUACGAACUCGCAGGGUAACAAGAAUGAUGGUGAGUUGCAUUUUUGUGUUUGCAGUAAUUUGCAAUCUCCCACGUGUAUUUGAACACAUUCCCAUUAGUCUACGAGUUUUCAACGCCUCUUGCAAUUGUACUGAAGUGCGUAUCACGAGGCUGGGUGAACAGCAGCUGUACAUCUCGAUCUACACGUCGUAUGGUUACACAUUUGGCAUUUUUGUGAUCCCCGUAAGUAUUGUGGCAGUUCUGAAUGCUCGCCUUGGUUUUUUGCUACAUCAUGUGCGCCGUGAAUUCACAGAGAAGAGAGACAAAAUACCUCAACGUAUAUCCGUAAAAAUACAUUCAGGAGGCAAUCAUAAUCCCGCUCAGGAAUCGGACACUCACACGGAGCGAAUAGAAGAGAGUUAUCGUCAUCGGAACUACAUUCCACAUAGUGAAAAACCGUCUAAUGCCACCAAACUCACCUAUGCACGAGCACGGGUAACUGGACGACUAUUUUGUCUCGUCUCCGUCUUCAUUGCAUUCCAAUCUCUACCCAUGGUUGACAACUUGAUGCAAGCAUUCAUGAGUGACUUAGUAAAGGCAAUAUUUCCAAAUUACAGUGUCUUCUAUGCCAUUUGUCAGUUCUCUGUGAUGUUAAACUCAUCCCUUAACACCGUCCUUUACUGCUUCCUGGGACAACGAUUUCGACGUACUUUUGCGAAGAUGGUUUACAGGUGGCUAGACGGUUGUUACUCAUUUCUUGCCCUUGUAAGCUGUCCAGCCUGCCCCUCAAGCAGGUAG